This is a messenger RNA of Homarus americanus (American lobster), 1810 nucleotides long. It is a transcript of the gene TfIIEalpha, whose product is annotated as general transcription factor IIE subunit 1-like. Gene Ontology annotation, cellular component: transcription factor TFIIE complex. Bases 113 to 1396 code for a protein of 427 amino acids. NCBI's taxonomy places the organism in Eukaryota, Metazoa, Arthropoda, Malacostraca, Decapoda, Nephropidae. The record is from RefSeq and is a predicted model, not a curated record. Gene Ontology annotation, biological process: transcription open complex formation at RNA polymerase II promoter; transcription initiation at RNA polymerase II promoter. The transcript is spliced from 10 exons.
AAAAGUUGUCCACAACAAGAGGUGGCGACGCUCCUUCAGUGUACACAAUAUUGUACCUGUACUCUACCUUUAUUACUUUACCUGUCCUCUCAUAUAUUGAAGAUUAGCCAAGAUGGAUGGGGAAGUGAUGAUGGAAGUACCCCAGAAUCUACAGAUGCUUGUACGUCUGGUGGUUCGUGGGUUCUACACCACCGAAGACGUCCUCAUUAUUGAUAUGCUUGUCAGAAAUUUUUGUAUGAGUGAAGAAGACCUGUGUGACUUACUCAAGUUUGACCGGAAGAUGUUGAGGCAGCGAAUCAACACACUUCGGGCGGAUAAAUUCAUCCAGGCGAGGAUGAAAAUGGUGACAUUAGAGGACAACAAGACACAGAAGGAACAAUACUACUUCAUAGACUACAAGAGCUUUGUAAAUGUUGUCAAAUAUAAGUUGGACCAUAUUCGGAAAAAGCUGGAGAUGAAAGAGCGCGACCAGACGAGCCGAGCAUCAUUUAUAUGCCACUACUGCCAGAGGUCAUACACGGACCUUGAGGCUGACCAGCUGUUAGACAUAACAACGGGACAACUAUUAUGUAUCAUUUGUAAACAAGAGGUUCAGGAAGACAUGUCGGGAAUGCCACGACACGACACCCGGAUAGUUCUUACAAAUUUCAACGAGCAGAUGGAACCUCUCUUCAACCUCCUGCGUGAGGUUGAAAACAUAAAACUGGCUGCCAAAUUCUCAGAACCACAACCAAAGGACUUCAGCGACCUCAAGAAAACUGGACAAGCACGAUCAUUAAAAGCCCCAGCACAUGGAGAAUCGGGUCGGGCGUGGUCUGGAGAUGCCACCAAGAAGUCUGGGUUUCAGGUUGAAGGAUCUAUUGAUGUCAACAUUAAUGCUGACGGUACUGGAGAGGAAACUGUCCUGACCAAGGAGAAGCCCAUUUGGUUGUCUGAUGCUACCUCCCUCAUCACCACAAACAUCACAUCAUCAGAACCAGCUAAACCUAAGGCUGAGACUAAAAAAGCAAAGCCUUCAAUCAGUAACAACCAGCAUCAAGUUGGUUCUGGAGCGGACGAUGUGAUGAUGUUGUUACAGGCACACGAACGCAAGUCCAAAAAAGGCGGUCGACGCAAUUCUGACAGUGACUCUGAUGACAGUGCUGAAGAAAGCAUAGCAAAGAGACCAAAAACUACCGCAUCAGAUACUGCGUUUGGCCCAGAGUCUCGAGGUGGAGACGAUAUUGAAGUGAUGGACUCUGACGAUGACGAUGCCACAGUUCCACAAGUGAGUGUAGCAGGGGAAAAGGUGGCCAUCACGGAGGUGGACAACGCCCUUAUUGCCAAGAUGACGCAGGAAGAGAAGAAUUCAUAUAUGCUGAUCUACCAAGAUUACAUCGGUUCAUUAGAUGACUAGAGUAAUUAAAUUCCAUAUUUAUUUUUGCUUACAUAAACACCUUAACUGUUAAGUUUUCAAUCAAGGAAGGACAGCCAGCCAUAAAACUUUGCUCCAACACACCUGAUGACAACCAGGUCACCAGAGCUGUGCCCACCCCAUGGUCUCUGCUGCAUCUUAUGGGUUGGCACCCUGGGUUUGUGGUGGCGAGCAGAAGGAAUUUGCUUUGGUUUUACCUAACAGCUGCCAUCAGAUAGCCACGACUAACCCACACGAGCGUGGAAAAUGGCCAUAGAAAGUUGAUGAUGAUGACGUCCACCAGGAUUAAUCAUACAAAAUUCUUCCAAGGUUCACAGUUUUUUUUUCAUUAAAGUAAUAGUGAUAAUGUACUAUUAAAGCUCAUCAGGAAGAGGUAUAGAAUGUUUCUAUUCACAA